AUGGCUGCAGCGAUAGCCAGCUCCUUGAUCCGGCAGAAGCGACAGGCGAGGGAGUCCAACAGCGACCGGGUGUCGGCCUCCAAGCGCCGUUCCAGCCCCAGCAAAGACGGGCGCUCCCUGUGCGAGAGGCACGUCCUCGGGGUAUUCAGCAAAGUGCGCUUCUGCAGCGGCCGCAAGAGGCCAGUGAGGAGGAGACCAGAACCCCAGCUGAAAGGAAUUGUGACAAGGUUAUUCAGUCAGCAGGGAUAUUUCCUGCAGAUGCACCCAGAUGGUACCAUCGAUGGGACCAAGGACGAAAACAGUGACUACACCCUCUUCAAUCUAAUCCCUGUGGGCCUGCGUGUGGUGGCCAUCCAAGGGGUGAAGGCCAGCCUCUAUGUGGCCAUGAAUGGUGAAGGCUAUCUCUACAGCUCAGAUGUUUUCACUCCAGAAUGCAAAUUUAAGGAAUCUGUGUUUGAAAACUACUAUGUGAUCUAUUCUUCCACACUGUACCGUCAGCAAGAAUCAGGCCGAGCUUGGUUUUUGGGACUCAAUAAGGAAGGUCAGAUUAUGAAGGGGAACAGAGUGAAGAAAACCAAGCCCUCAUCACAUUUUGUACCAAAACCUAUUGAAGUGUGUAUGUACCGAGAGCCAUCACUACAUGAAAUUGGAGAAAAACAAGGCCGUUCAAGGAAAAGUUCUGGAACACCGACCAUGAAUGGAGGCAAAGUUGUGAAUCAAGAGUCAACAUAGCUGAGAACUCUUCCCUUCGUCCCUCUUUCAUCCCUUCCCUUUCUCCCCCUGCCCUUUACCCAUUUCCUUCCAAUAAAUCUACCCAAGGAGAGGAAAAUAAAAUGACAACCCAGGACCUAGUGGCUAAGAUUCUG
Budorcas taxicolor (takin) is the source of this 866-nucleotide messenger RNA. It is a transcript of the gene FGF12, whose product is annotated as fibroblast growth factor 12. Gene Ontology annotation, cellular component: cytoplasm. Lineage: Eukaryota; Metazoa; Chordata; Mammalia; Artiodactyla; Bovidae. The transcript has 5 exons. Gene Ontology annotation, molecular function: growth factor activity; fibroblast growth factor receptor binding. Gene Ontology annotation, biological process: cell differentiation; positive regulation of cell population proliferation; regulation of cell migration. Bases 1 to 732 code for a protein of 243 amino acids. The record is from RefSeq and is a predicted model, not a curated record.